Cordyceps fumosorosea ARSEF 2679 is the source of this 2142-nucleotide messenger RNA. Its product is annotated as RING finger protein. The coding region runs from base 1 to 2142 and encodes 713 amino acids. Gene Ontology annotation, molecular function: ubiquitin protein ligase activity; ubiquitin conjugating enzyme binding; zinc ion binding. The record is from RefSeq and is a predicted model, not a curated record. Gene Ontology annotation, cellular component: cytoplasm; ubiquitin ligase complex. Gene Ontology annotation, biological process: positive regulation of proteasomal ubiquitin-dependent protein catabolic process; protein polyubiquitination; ubiquitin-dependent protein catabolic process. Lineage: Eukaryota; Fungi; Ascomycota; Sordariomycetes; Hypocreales; Cordycipitaceae. The transcript is spliced from 2 exons.
AUGGAUCCUACCGAUGACAGCGACGACGUGCGUCGCAUCGAGCUGGAGACGCUCGAGGCCAUCUUCCCGGAGCUGCGUCGGCCGGAAAACUCGCCGUUCACUUUUGAGCUCGAGAUUCCCGUCGAGCUGGCACAGCCCCUGACCGUCACCUUUCCCCCGGCUGGGAACGCCGUGGAGGAGCCGCACAACGGCCAGUCAGCGGCAGCAGCACCACCACCGGCCCUUGACUCUCUCCAGGUAUCGCACCUCCCGCCCAUAUCGAUCCUCGUCACCCUCCCGGAUGGCUACCCGGAGUCGCAGCCCCCGCGCGUCGCGCUCAAGACGACGCUGCGCUGGCUCAGCGACGAGACGCUCGCCCGCCUGGAGCAGGACGCCCCGCGGCUCUGGGAGGAGGCGGGCCGCGACAUGGUCGCCUACGCGUACAUUGACCACGUUCAGCGCGGCACGGAGGACGUGUUUGGUACCAUGGGGGAGGAUGGCACCCUGGCUGUCGACGCGGAGCACAAGGUCGCCGUGUUAGAUUACGACAUCAAGGCGAAAAAGGCAGCGUUCGAAAGAGAAACAUUUGAAUGUGGCGUCUGCUUGGAUCCGAAAAAGGGCACCAACUGCCACAAAAUGCUGGACUGCGGGCACAUCUUUUGCCUCCAGUGCCUCUGUGACUUUUACGGAGAUGCUAUUAAAAACGGUGAACUCCUCACUGUACGCUGCUUGACGCCAAACUGCGCCAAGGAACGAGCGUCAAAAGGCUCUACAGACACGGCUGGUCGUCCAGUUAAGAAGUUGAAGACGUACAUCAGCCCGAGCGAAUUACUGCAAAUCGGCCUCUCGGAGGAGCUCGUCAAGAGAUAUGUCACCCUCAAGUACAAGACGCAGCUGGAAUCCGACAAAAACACCAUCUAUUGCCCGCGACAGUGGUGCAACGGCGCCGCCCGCUCCAAGAAGCACAAGAAGCCCCAGGGCCUCGAACUCGUCGACCUCUCCGACGAGGAAGAGGACGACGAUGACAGCGAGGACACGGUGGUCGAGGACGCCACCGCCGCCAAGAAGAAGAAGAAGAAGGAGAAGGCCGCUGCCAAGGCUAGAUUCAACCCGGCGGACCUGCUGUGCGUCUGCGACGACUGCGGCCUCGCCUUUUGCAGCCGGUGCCUGCAGUCGUGGCACGGCGAGUUCGUGCGCUGCACAGGCAAGAAGACUACGCAGGAGCUUACGGAAGAGGAGCAGGCGUCCAUAGCGUACUUGGAGCUGCACACGUCGCCGUGCCCGACGUGCUCGGCACCGGCGCAGAAGACGCACGGCUGCAACCACAUGGCGUGCUCGCGCUGCGACACGCACUUUUGCUACCUAUGUUCCGCGUGGCUCGACCCGACCAACCCGUACAAGCACUACAACAUGCAGCCCAAUGGAAAGGUCACGUCGUGCUACAUGCGCCUGUGGGAGCUCGAGGGCGGUGACGGUGACGACGUCGGGCUCGGGUUCGAUGGCGGGCAGGGACAAGGGCAGGCACCGGCUGCUGUGGAAGCGCCGGCGGAGGAGGAGAUACUGGUCCUGCCUGCUGAAGAGGACGAGCAGGAAGAGGAAAGCGAUGACGAGGGGUCGGUGCUUGGUGAGAAUAACGGGAACGGUGCUCACCCGGCGGGAGAGCCGGCGCCUCGGGAGAGAGGGCCGGCCGUCGCGCGGGAAGCACCUCUUGUGCUGCGGGUCAUGGACGAGCCGGCACAACGCCCAGCGAGGAACGACGUACCAGCGGCGCCUGCCCCGGGAGACGGGCGACGUGGGCGCGGCGGCGGUCGUGGCGGUGUCAAUGACAGAGCAGCACGCCGAGGCGGCGGCGCCCGAGGCGGCGGCGCCCGCGGAGGAGGAGCAGCAGCGGCCCGAGGUCGAGGGCGCGGUGCUGCCGGACGCGGACGAGGGCAAGGCCGGCAGAAUCAGCACGACGAGGGCCGCGCGAGACAGUUGCAAGCCCUCCGGGAACGAGAGAGACAAGAAGAGGAGUUGCAGAUGGAGAUCGGCGAGCUCAACCCGCAGCAGGAAGCGUGGGUCAGGCAGUUCGUGGCGAUGGCGUUGGAGGACGCGGAGGACAACAUACACGACUCGGACGAGGACGACAUUGAAAAUAUGAUCCACUGGAAUAUGAUGAGGUAG